AUGCUUCCCUUUCAUUGGUAUUCGGUUUCUCAGUCUUUCUUGCUUCUUCACUUUUCUCUUUCUUCAUUUUUUUUUUCUUUUUUUAUUCUUGUUUCUUCUCAUUCUUUUCUUCUUGGAUUCUUCCUUGCCCCCCUUGUUCUCUCUCUCUCUCUCUUCUUCACAGAACCCUUUGUCUUUUUCGUUCAUUUUUUUUUUUUUUACAAUCGGAAGCCUUUUUCACUGCUUUCGUCAAAUUUCUUUCCUGUAACAUUUUUUUCUUUCUGCCAUUGUGAAUGCUUCUUCUUCGUCCUUUUUUCUUUAUUUGUUCUUUCUUUCUCUCCUUUUAUCUCUCUGGAAUAUUCUUUCUUCCUUAGAUUCGCCUUCUACCUUCUUUCAUCACUUUUCUCUAACUUGAAACAUGUCUUUAAUCCUUCCACAUUCAGUCCUUCAGUUUCAUUUCUUCGACUUUUUCUUUCUUCCUCGAGCUUCAUUUUCUUCCCGUCCAUAGCCCUCCCUGUCUUCUUUCUUUCUUCUCUAUCAGGGAUGCAUUCUCCUUUUUCAUUUCUUAUCAAGCUUCAUCAAUUUUCCAUCUCUCAACCAAAAACAGCUUUUCAUUUUUUGCUUCAUUCGCUUUCUCCUCCUCUCAAACCCUGUUCACUCUCUUUCGUUCUUUUUCUUCUAUAUAUAUCCACGCGGGCCUUUUUCAUUUUCUUUCAUAGAUCAUCACUCGGGUUUCUUUCGUUUUCAUUAAUAGAUCUCCACUCAGACGUCAUUCAUUUUUUUAUUCAUAGACUACCACUUGGGCUUUUAUCAUUUUCAUUUUCAUUCAUAAAUCCACAUUUGUUUUUUUUUCCUUCAUAUUCAUUCAUUGAUCUUCCAAUCGGACUAUCUUUAAUUUUUCCUUCCCUUCAUGAGAUUUCUUCAUUUCUAUUCUUUCUAACCAAUUCCAACCUACUUCAUUUUCAUUCUAUCGUCAACUCUUUCAACAUUCUUCAUUUUCAACUUUUGUCUUCUUCCUUCUCAAAUCGAUUCCACGUUCAUUCUUUCCAUUAUUGUGAUGCUUCCAAUCCCUUUUCCUUUCAAAACCAUCUCCAUUUUCAUUCAUUUUUCUCCUUCUUCUUUUCUCAAUAUUUUCCUGUUUCCGCAUCUUUACCUACUUUCAUCCUCCUCCUCCUCCGUAAAAAUGUCUCUUAA
Acanthosepion pharaonis is the source of this 1173-nucleotide messenger RNA. Lineage: Eukaryota; Metazoa; Mollusca; Cephalopoda; Sepiida; Sepiidae. The record is from the annotation of a GenBank genome assembly.